Microthlaspi erraticum is the source of this 1122-nucleotide messenger RNA. The record is from the annotation of a GenBank genome assembly. Lineage: Eukaryota; Viridiplantae; Streptophyta; Magnoliopsida; Brassicales; Brassicaceae.
AUGGAACCCAACGAAAGGCACCACCACCAAGAGCAGCAGCAUCAUCCUCUCACUUCUCCUUACUACCAUCCUUUCCAUCACCUCCCCCACCACAAUCCCGCCACCGUCUCCGCCGCACCCUCUUCCACUUCCGCCGGAAACUCGAUUCCUUCCUCCAACAAUGGGAAUUUGCCACAGCCACCGAACGAUGGGUCCCCCUCUCUAUCGGUUUACCCUCACUCGGUGCCGUCUUCGGCUGUGACGGUUCCGAUUGAUCCGGUCAAGAGAAAGAGAGGGCGUCCGAGGAAGUACGAGACGCCGGCGCAAGCCUUGGCGGCUAAGAAAUUGGCGUCUUCUGCUAGCAAUUCCUCUGCUCGAGAGAGGAGAGAGCAAGCCGCCGCUGCUGCUGCCGCCGGCGUUUCGCCUCUGCCUAAAUCCGGGUCCAGAAAAUCCAUUUUGGGCUCCGUCGGGAAAACUGGGCAAAGUUUUACUCCACACGUUGUUAAUAUAACUCCUGGUGAGGAUGUGGCUCAGAAAAUUAUCCUUUUCGCUGAGCAAAGCAAGCAUGAGUUAUGCAUUCUUUCUGCAUCUGGCACAAUCUCCAACGCAUCCUUGUCUCACCUCGCAUCAGGAACCAGUGUAUCUUAUGAGGGUCAGUACGAAAUCCUCUCACUUAGUGGAUCUUAUAUUCGGGGCGAGCAUGGUGGUAAAACUGGCGGCCUUAGCGUUUGUUUAUCUAGUUCAGAUGGUCAGAUUUUCGGCGGAGGAGUUGGGGGUCUCCUAAAGGCUGCUGGUCCAGUUCAGGUGAUUCUUGGUACAUUUCAGCUAGAGAGAAAGAAGGAUGGAAGAAAUGGUGUGAAAGGAGGGGAUGAUGCUUCAGGAAGUGGAAACAUGUUGCCUUCUCCACCUGGCACAGAAUCUUUGAUUGGCUUCCAUUCUGGAAUGGAAUCUUCCGGAAGAAACCCAAACGAUGAGCAUCAUAGUAUGAGUAGCAAUGCAUUAGGUGGUGGAGGUCAUUUCAUGAUGCAACCACCUCAAGGCAUGCACAUGACACACGCCCGGCCUUCUGAAUGGGGAGGGACUGGGUAUGAUUUGUCAGGAAUGAGAGGAAAUGGGUCAUCAGAAAAUGGAGAUUACGAGUAA